Molecule: messenger RNA, 2391 nt
Organism: Linepithema humile (Argentine ant)
Lineage: Eukaryota; Metazoa; Arthropoda; Insecta; Hymenoptera; Formicidae
Gene: heix
Product: UbiA prenyltransferase domain-containing heix
Biological process (GO): vitamin K biosynthetic process; menaquinone biosynthetic process
Cellular component (GO): endoplasmic reticulum; Golgi membrane
Molecular function (GO): prenyltransferase activity
Source: RefSeq, a predicted model, not a curated record
UAUGAAAUAACCAUAAGAUGAGCAUACGUAACGUCUGAUAUAACGCCUAUAAAUACAAGAUUGUCGCAUUUCUAGAUCAGAGAAGCUGCUACUCUUAUGUUUUAGCCGCAUUUUUUAACAUCUUUUCCUAAUUUUCUUGUUUUCCUUUUCUUUUACAAUGAAUCAGUACACACGCGAGGAGAGGAGCGUUUUUCGAGUUGCCACGGAAAGCGUUUUAACCUAACUUCAUCUGUGUCUAUCUUCGAAGGAAUCUCAAGAUUGUACACAAAACAUGAUGUCCAACGGUGUUCAAAGCCCAGCUAAGGAAAUUGAGGACAGCUCUAUAGCUAAUGAUGUCCAUAACACAGUCUCCACAACAUCGUCAGCCUUGAAUUCUCCGCUUAUGAAACUGUCUUCAUACUUUCUGGCAGUUCGGCCAUGGUCAUUGAGCGCAUCGCUGAUGCCGACGCUACUCGGAUCGGCGCUUGCGUAUCGACUGACAGGCCUGGCAAGCUUCAGCUGGAUAUCUCUGAUCCUUACCGUAUUUACAGUACUUUGUGUACAUGGCGCUGGUAACGUAGUAAAUACCUAUUUUGACUAUGUGAAGGGCGUCGACAGUCGGAAAAGCGACGACAGAAUAUUAGUAGAUCACUUAUUGUCUAAAGACGAACUGGUCUCAUUGGGGGCUUUUCUAUACGCGGCAGGCUGCUUAGGAUUUGCUGUGCUGACAUUGGUCUCUCCUGCAAAGGUGGAGCAUCUAGGUUUUGUAUAUUUCGGAGGCUUAUCCUCUUCUUUUCUAUAUACAGGCGGUAUAGGGUUGAAAUAUAUCGCUUUGGGGGAUGUACUUAUCUUAGUUAUAUUUGGUCCGAUCUCGGUUCUAUUCGCGUUCAUGGCGCAAACCGGUCACGUUGAAUUAGGAACGAUUUAUUAUGCGAUACCGCUCGCGUUAAACACUGAGGCUAUUUUGCAUAGCAACAACACGAGAGAUAUGGAGAGCGACAAGAGAGCAGGGAUCAUAACACUGGCGAUCUUGAUAGGUCACACCGCGUCUCAUGUUUUGUAUGCUUUUUUACUCUUUACACCAUACAUAAUUCUUGUAGUACUGGCAUUGAGAUAUUCCGCAUGGUUCUUACUGCCACUGAUCACUCUGCCGGCCGCCUUUGAAAUAGAGAAAGAAUUCCGUAAUCCGCAUAAAAUUCAAAAUGUGCCUAAACGAACAGCCACAUUAAAUAUGCUUCUAGGUAUUUUGUACGUUAUCGCUUGUCUGUUUGUGCAUAGAGGCUCGCUUCCCUAUCCGUAAAUUAUUGAUAAAGCUUCCACUCAGGAUUUGCUUUCAGCAAAUCAUUAAUCCUGAAUCACUCCUGCCGAUGUACUGAUGCUUCUUUUGGUAAAAUUUCAGAUUCGCGAUUAAAAGUACAAUUUUUUGUACAAGCUCAAGGAAGGAAUUUGAAAAAUAUUUGAUUUUAAUUUUAUUUCUUUAAUCACAGUUAAUUCAGAUUUAUUCAUGAUUAUCUUUCUCAUUCGAAGGGGUGAUGUAGGGUUGAUAUUCGUUCAUGAAGUCGAAAUUCGAUGUAUUCAGAACUGUCAGUUGAAAAAUUUUGUAUUUUUAUCCGAGCCUCUAGAACCGUGCAAACUAUGCGAUUACUUUCAAAUUAUAUUUGGUAUAAGAAAUAAAAUUAAAAUUAUUUAUUUAAAAUGCUUAUGUUAUCGCAUUUAUCUCAAUUACAAAUGAAUUUAUGUAGUUUCGAAUAUGUUUCGAAUAUAUUUGUCACCAAAUCUGAUCUCUGUGACUGUGUCUUGAAUAUUAUUUCUUAUCACAUUAUCGUCACACUGUUUUAUAACAUAAUAAAUACAAAAUGGCGAUUAUGACGGCUUUAAAAAUGAAGAAAUAUAGCCGCCGGUAUUGCGCUUAAAUCCCUAAACUAGUUAAAUUUUUUAUAAAGAUUUAAAAUUAAAUUUCUAAAAUAAAUACAAUUGGCAUACAUUUCAUUUAGUGUAUUAUAUCCAAUAAAUAUGUUUGAUUUUUUGUUAUGCGAAUUAAGUAUGCAUAGUUAUCUUGUGGCUAUUUAAAUACAUUUACGUACUAUUUAUAUUAUAACUUAUAUGCAUAAUAAUUUAUACAUUUAUAGAACGACACCACAUGAGCAUCAAAAUGUCAUGUAAUUAUCUGACGCAGCACGUAUGUGUGUGUUUUAUACUGUGUUAAUUUUUUCAAGUAGUGUAAAAUUUUUUUUAUGACAACAUAUUAUAUCCAACUUAUAAUUUUAUGUUUAUUAAAUAAAUUAAGCUCUUUCUUUCUGCAACAGACCUAUGCAUUGAUGGUAUAGCAUAUCUUACGGUUCUUACGGUUGUGUAAUAUUUAUUUUCUAAAUAGAAACUCGAAUUAGAGGAAUAAAUCAAAAAUAUAGCGAA